Molecule: messenger RNA, 2093 nt
Organism: Xenopus laevis (African clawed frog)
Lineage: Eukaryota; Metazoa; Chordata; Amphibia; Anura; Pipidae
Exons: 2
Coding region: 203-1843 (546 amino acids)
Source: RefSeq, a predicted model, not a curated record
CUGGUCAGUGGCAGGAGCCAGGUAUGUAGCAGGGAUGUCUCAGACUCAUCUACUACAGGGCUGGGAAAUGUCUCCCUAAAUUGUGCAGCUUGUGGUACAGUCUGGCCUAUCCUAAUGGAGAGGGACAGGGAUGUGUGUGUGUGUGUUCCAGUGCUUUCCCAUCACCUACAGCUGCACUUGCUCCCUAAAGUAGCUUUACACAAUGAUGUCCAAUAAGAACACGGCCUUCCUUGAGGUGAAGGAUGAGCCUGAAGCCCCCCAGUUUGUGUUGGCCGGUCGGCGUUACUGCUGCUUAAACUGCCACAAGACUUUCCCUAACCAGCCCCGUGCCCAGCGCCACUGUGAGGCCAACCAUGCCGACGGAGACCCCAGCUCUCCCAAUACAAAGAAACGGGCAACGAGGGGCGAGCAGAGGCACCAGUGUGUGCACUGCAACAAGUCCUACAAGUCGGCAUCAUUGUUGCGCAACCACGCCCGCAGCCACACGGGGGAGAAACCAUUUGCUUGCAAGGAGUGUGGACAUUCCUUUAUGCAGCCAAUCUGCCUGAAGGUGCACAUGGCGACCCACAGUGGGCAACUCCCCUUCCCCUGUGAGCAUUGUGAGAAAGCCUACGCUACGCCUUCCAAAUUGCGCAUUCACCAGAGACUCCAUACAGGAGAGCGGCCCUUUUCUUGCCCAGACUGUGGUAAGGGCUUUGCUGACCCCUCGGUUUUACGCAAGCACAUGCGCAGCCAUGCCGGCUUGCGCCCAUUUCAGUGCCAGCUGUGUGACAAGUCCUACAGUGAGCUGAAAGAUCUGAAAAACCACGAGCGUAGCCACACUGGAGAGAAACCAUUCUUGUGCUCGGACUGCGGCAAGGCCUUCUCACGGGCAUGCUCGCUCACGUGCCACCUGCGCAUCCACGCCGCAGAGAAACCUUACAAGUGUACCACAUGUGGCAAAGACUUUACCCAGUUGUCUUCAUACCAGAGCCACCAGCGCAUACACUCCGGGGAGAAGCCCUACUUGUGUCCCCAGUGCGGCAGAAUGUUCUCUGACCCCUCCAGUUUCCGCCGGCACCAACGAGCGCACCAGGGAGUCAAACCGUACCAGUGUGACAAAUGCGGAAAACCCUUCCGGCAGCCGGCAGACUUGGCAAUGCACCAGCGCAUCCACACGGGCGAGAGGCCCUUCCGCUGCCCAGACUGUGAUAAGAGCUUUGUGGCAUCAUGGGAUCUGAAACGCCACCGGUUGUCGCACAGCAGCGAGAGACCUUUCCAGUGCCAAGAAUGCGGCAAAGGCUUUGCAGAGCGAUCCGGGCUUAGUAAACACCAACGAUCUCAUAGCGGAGAGCGACCUUAUAAAUGCACAGAGUGCGGGAAAAGCUUUGUGGUGUCCUCCAGCCUAAGGAAGCAUGAGAGAACCCACCAGAAACCUGAGCAAGAUGCCACCAUGAAGAGAGAAGAGACCACCACUUGUGAGAAAUGCUCCCUCAGCUUCCCCAGCAUGAUGGACCUGCGCAACCACCAGAAAACGCACCCGGAGCUGCGGCCCUUCCGCUGUGAUCAGUGUGAGAAGGGAUUCGUAGACAAGGCAGGACUCAAAAAACAUCAGCGGAUUCAUAGUGAUGUGCGCCCUUAUGUUUGCUCCACUUGUAGGAAGGCCUUUCUGGUUCCCUCCGACCUGCGAAAGCACCAGCGGACGCACAGCAAAGAGGUGAAAGAAAAAGAGGAGGAAGGAAUAACCACCCUGACUCUCCAUCCAGCUGUGGAACCUCCUCCUCUCUAUGAUCCCUUGGUGUCCUUCCUGGAGAAGGUCGCAGAGGGAAAUAUGGAGGUCAUCGACCCUUCUCCUUCCAACUGAAUUCUGUGACUGGAUGGGGGAUGUUCUGGAAAACUGGCACCUGCUGUUCUCGUCUCACUUGACUGUAAUAUAUUUAGCCAGUCUCAGAUAAACUGGCCAACGGGCACAGACAGCAAAUGAGAGAUUAGGGGCAACCUCUCCACCACCUGAAUUGGCUCCUCCUUGCCACAUGCCGUGUGUCCUGUAGAAUCACAAUGUUACUUUUUUGCAUCAACACCAUGUAAAUAAAUGCAACCGUUCUGCUGCAAAA